GUUGAUCUGAUUUAAAUAUCUGCUGUUGUUUAAACAGUGACCAGGUGAACAGGUCAAAGACAAUUGACCUUUCUACAAAACAGCUGAAGUUACAGUGGUUUGGGUUUCAACUUUGAAAAUCAAAGCUGAAAUUGGUGAUGGACACAGUGAAGCUUGCAUCAUAGAUAAGAAGAAAACACCUAUGAAGACACCUAUUGAGAGAGAAAUCUGGUUCUAAUUAACAGUGAACUGAGCAGAUUCUGUGGAUAGAUUUCUUCAAGUUGUGUUCUAUUCUCAAUUUCUCUCUAUUAGUUCAGUUAAGUCCAAAAUGGAAGAAGCUAGGCAAUACUUCCCAUUUGAAAUGUUACCUGACCUUUGCAAGCAAAAGAUCUUCUCUUACCUGAAUGCUGUGGAUAAAGGCCACUCAGCACAGGUGUGUACUAAUUGGCGAGAUCUCAUGUCUUCGUCUGUUUGGGACACAAUUGAUCUUUCAUCAGACUUAGGAUUCGGGUGUCUUCCAUCUGCAAAUCAUUCAGUGGAUGGCAAAGAGUGCCAUGAAUGUUAUUGCAAGAGAGUUAAUGACUUCUUCAUCUAUCUCAACCGAAUACAGCCUACCAUACGUCGUUUAGAUUUUUAUUUUGAUAUCGGAGACAUAAACAAUAACAGUAACAACUACCUAGACAAUAUCCAGCGUGGACUAAUUCCAUCACUCUGUAAGCACUUGCGUUAUGUCCGUGUGAACUGGAAGGACUCACGAGACCGAUGGCUUGAUCCUGGUCACCAGCCAGAUCAAGAUGCCGUGUACAGCUACAAACUGCAUCUACGACGGUUCACACAUUUCUUUGAGUAUUUCACAACAAUUGUACCAUCUCUCACCACUUUAAUUCUGCCAUUUGAUUGGAACCAAAAGACAAUACAAAGCUUAACUCGGCUCAAGAGCCUUCAGUCACUAGUCUUGAAACGAGUUGUCUGUAGUCAAUCUCUAAUGCAGAGCCACUUGGAUCUCGUUCUCUCAGAGCUUCCAUCUUUGAAACAGUUGCUCUUAGAAGUGUGGUUACCAAGUGGGGAUGGACUGAUUCCAUACACACUAAAAUCUGAUUCACUAGAAAAUUUGGACAUUUCUGAAAGUCAUGGACUUUAUCUAAAUCAUGUGGAUAUGCCUCAUUUGAAAGGCAUUCGUAUCGCACGUCACAUUUUACAUGGACCCUUAAAAACAUUCAACAGAUUAAAUCUGCCGUGUUUGCACUAUGUAUUGUCAAAUGGGGCACCUGCACUCUCAAAAAUUAACGAUCAUUAUCUUCAACCUAAUUGGCGCCAUGAAAUUUAUGUGACUUUGGAAGAAGUGCUUCGGGCAGUCUGUUCUUGCCGAAACCAUCUCACUGAUUUAAUUGUGUGAGUGUUGUUAGAAGGUACCACAAUUUGUUUUUAAUCUUUACAAACAGGUGUUGUAAGGAAAGGUGUAACUGCAAAUAAGCAUAAAAAAAAAAUAGAGAGAGAGAGAGACAGAGAGAAAAUGCAGAGGAAAUGAAUUUGAAAUAUGCAAACAAUUGAAUGCUCGAAUGAAUGUGUAUGGUUUUAUUUUCACAAACAUAUAUGCACAUGCAUGUGUACACACAUAUACAUACAUAUAUAGAUAUAUGCAUUGAAUAAUGAAUGUACACCUUUGUGCAUAUACAUACAUGCAUAUAUUUAUCAAUUUACAUCACUUUUUGUCAAAAUAAUGUGUGUAUGCAUACAUGUGUCUGUAUAAGUGUAUGUGUGUACAAAGUGUAUAUGUAGAGGACAAAUAUAUGUUUUAAUAUAUCAGCUGUUUUUCAGUUGCACAUUAUAUCUACUAACGAUAUACUCAUAUACAUCUACUUUUAUGUUUAUGCAUAAACACACUCUUAUACACACACAUACCAUUUAUGUAUGUAUUAUCAUGCAAGUGUACACAAAUAUACAUUCUUGUGUAUAUGAAUGUAGAAACUAUUCUCUGUGCAUAGACAUGCAAACCGAAAAUCGUGUGUGUAUAUGAACAAGCAUGUGCAAAUGUGUGUAGACAUUAAAUUUUAUGCAUUAUAUAUAUAUGGGAAAUCCCUUCAUGUCAUUUUGGGGUGGUUUUGUUGUACUGCUCACAAAUUAAUAAUCUAUUCCUAAACAUAACGACAGUGAAUUGGGCUAGAAACUUCCAGAACAUCUUAAUUUCCAGCCAUACUCCAUAUCACCUGUGUCUUCGCUGUUUUGUUUUCUUUGCAUUGUUUUUCAUCUUCCACCUGUCUACAAUAUUUCAUAUCAUUUUUACCACAAAAGACUGGAGCACCUCUGUUUCAUAAUUACAACAAAUAUAGUUUAUACACAUAGACACAUAAGUGUAUGUAUGUGUCCACGUAGCUGGAUAAAUAUUCUUAAUUUGUGGGUAAUCAAAUAUACCAUCAGUUUCAUGCCGAGAGAAAUCUUUCAACAAUUAUCAAUUUUUCCAACAUUCCAUGUGGAAGGCUUUAUAAUUGUUGAGAGAUUUCUCUCUGCAUGAAACCAAUGGUAGUCUUGUUAACCCACAAAUAAGUAAAUAUUAUAUAUACACACCCCAUACAUUUUAUCUUUCAGCUUACAUGUAGUGUUAGACAUUACCAAGGUCAUUGAUUUUGGUAGUUUUUCUAAUUGUAUUGCAUUCCCUACUGUUGUACAAUAGAGAAUGAGAUGACCUGUGUGUGUGUGGAUAUUUCUGUCUGUUUCUGCACUUGUAAACUCUCCAAGAGCAAAAGUAAUAAUGAAGCAAAAUAUAGAGAUUUAACCAUAUAUCUCUUGCUUACUCAAAAUAUACCAACCUUGGCACCAUCAAAUUACACCUUUUCUCUUUAAUCAAAUUAAGCUGCAUAUGCUUAUCUGAUGUAUUAGGGAUGUAGUAGGUAGCAGCUUUAACUUUUCCUUACUCUCAAAUUAUUGUUUACAAAUACUGUUAACUGUUCAAUGUGGAGGCCCAGUGGUUAGGGCAGCGGAAUUUGCAGUCAUAGGAUCGCGGUUUUGAUUCCCAGACCGGGCAUUAUGAGUUUAUUGAGCGAAAAUACCUAAAGCUCCACGAGGCUCCGGCAAGGGAUGGUGGUGAACCCUGCUGUACUCUUCCACCACAACUUUCUCACCUGUUUCUGCUGUGCCUGUAAUUCAAAGGGUCAGCCUUGUUACAGUGUCACGCUGAAUAUCCCUGAGAACUACGUUAAGGGUACACGUGUCUGUGGAGUGCUCAGCCACUUACAUGUUAAUUUCACGAGCAGGCUGUUCCGUUGAUCGGAUCAACUGGAACCCUUGACGGAGUGCCAAGAACAAUAACUGUUCAAUAUUGUUUUAUGAGAAAAAAAAACAAAAAUCUUUGUUAAUUUAUUUAAAUGUGUGUGUAAGGCAGUGAGCUGGCAGAACCAUUAGCAUGUCAGGCAAAAUGUCUGUCUUUAUAUUCUGAGUUCAAAUGCCACCAAGGUUGACUUCGCCUUUCAUCCCUUCAGGGUCGAUAAAAUAAACACCUAUUCAGCAAUUGGAGUCGAUGUAAUUGAUUUACUUCCUCCCACCCAAAUUGCUGCCCUUGUGUCAAAAUUUGAAACCAGUUUAUUUAUUUGUGUGUGUGUGUAUGUAUGUGUGGUGGGAAUAUAAUAUAGUUAGGAAAAUACCAAGUCUAUUGGCUUUUCCAUAGUAAUCCUUUCAUCUGUUGGUUGUCCUGUUUUUCUAAAAGACAUUUCCAUUUCUCUUCUUCCUUGAAAGUUAAUUCUGGGGGUUAGUGUCUCCAUAAUUACAUUAUUCAUAAUAUUUCAAAUAAUUGAAAAUGGCACUGCUAAUGAAGGUAGUUUUAUGGUGUCCAGUUCAGAGGAUUCAGUUCUCACCUCCAAUGUUUCAAUCCCAGAUGGAGUGAGGGCGGGUGCAACUUAUGCAUUUAUUUUAUUUAUUUUUUUAAAUAACCAAAAUUUUACUUAAGCGUGGUACAUGUCAUCAUAUCUUUUAUUAACAGUGGGGGCACAACACUGGCUUGUACCAUGAUUUGAACUUGUGUCCUUAUGGCCAGUAAUAAAGCACCUUACCCUCACAACCAUUGGGUGUCAUGGUGAGUCUGAUAAAUCAUUGAAUCAUCUUCAUAGAUUCCUGUAGCAAGGACAAGUCUGUUUGGCUGUGCUAAUCUCUCUGCUUUAGGUAACCACAAGAACUAAUGAACCACCUUGCAGUACUGUUGUCACUUGCUAGAAAUAUCAGAUAAAUCUCCCUUAAAUCACAGUACUGUAUCUUGAAAAAGAGUACACACUAAACAGUAUACUCCUGGAUAUAUGAAAGGACAAGAUUGGUCAGAUGAAAUGCAUUUGAUCAUCAGUCUGCUUGAUCAGAUCUGACCUGGAGGUAAACAACAAUAGUGGGGUUGGUUUUACUUUGUAAUGCAUGUUUACCACUGAAUGAACUCUAACAAAUAAUAUCGACUGCUAUAAUAAUAAUAAUAAUAAUAAUAAUAAUAAUUGUAUUACAAUGGUAGUGAAUGAAAUGACAACCUAACAGUUGUCGUCUACUUUUAUUGACUUUGCCAUUCAUACUUGAACAUCAUUAAUUGAAAUUGAAAGAAAAACUACGUUUCUGUCUAGCAAAGAUGUUUUUAUUAUGUAAGACAGUUUUUUGAAAACAGUAAUUUUAUGAUUCCAGACCUGGAUAAUCUUAUCUAUAAAAGGCAGAUUUUCUCUGUGUGUGUAUAUGUUUAAAAUUCAUACAUUUACACUAUUCCAAAUUUCUUGGAUGAAAGUAUUGGAAUUAAUAUUCUAAAUACCAUAACUUAGGUCACAGCGUCAUUUUUUCCAUCAAAAUAACUCCCAAUUACGAAUAAAAUCCAUAAAACUACAUACAAAAUCAUUUUCCCCUCUAAAACAAUCUAAUUUACUCUUCCUACUCCUAUUACAAAUCGUUUCAGUUGCUACUUUCUCUUAUAAACGUUUACGAACAAUCCAAGAAAAAAGACAAAGAAACAAAGGAAAAAGAGUGAGAGUCAAAUAAACAGACACACUACCAAUCAUACGUAAAUACACACAUAUAUAUGUACCUAUGGUUACCAAUGACCUCAUUCUAAUUGGCGGGAAUUGUAAGUUCACUUUCCAUUUCUAACUCCGUCCUUCACCAUGAUAACAACAAAAACAAAUAGCGAGACAUCAAAUACGACCGACAAACAUUUAUUCCCUACAAAUGAGCUGCAGGUAGAAGUGAAUAUUGUGUUCUAGGCAUUGCUGUAGGUACUUUGAACAUAUCACAAUUGGGGGUUAGUAUCACAUUGUACUUUAAAAAGAAAACAAAACAAAAAAAACCCUGUUAUCUGACGGAGUUUCUUUCUAGCCAACAGCAUAAAAGAAUUGGUCCAUAUUGAGAUUUUGUUGAAUCCAUUUUUUUUCUUUCUUCUUGUUCACUGCUGCCUCAGCCAUUGGAUUUCUUAUCUGUUAAUCAUAUUCACCCACCUUCCAACAUUUUUCACUCUUUCUCUAUUUCAUGCAGGCAUAAAUUUGUACAUGAGUGCAUACACACACACACAAUCAUUCGUCCAUUCCUUUGUGAACAAUAUCCUCCUGAAACGUAUCUCAAGAGAAGUUCAUCAACAGUUAAAUGCAAAGUAAAUUGAGCAAGUGAAAGUAAUUAUUUGUACGUUCAGCAGUCAAACGUUUGUAUCUCACUAUAAAGAUGAUUACAACUGCCACUUCCAGAAAGCUGUACCUGAUUGUUGUUGAUGGUUAAAUUGCAGGAAGCUUAUAUCCACCCUGUGCUUCUUGGCAUGAGGCAAAGGAAUAACAAAUGAAAAAGCUAAUCUUUUAAUAGCAUCAUCUUUAACCCUGAUUCUGAUGGCAGCAAAGUUUUCUUUAAGUCCCGAUGUGUCAAUAUAUGACUGACUUGCAUUUAAUACUUCAUUGUGAUAGCUGAAACUGGCCACUUGUGAUAAAAACUGUUUGUGGAUAAUUUAUUUAGCAACUUUAUUAACUGCAAUAAUCCUUAAAGCUUUCAUUUGAAUUGAGUCAAGUUGACAAAAUAUCUAAAAAUUCCCAAAACAUACUCCCACAUCAUUUCUGAAAGUGACCCAUACUAACAGAGAUACCUCUACCCCCACCCACCCUUUAUAAAUCUUAAAUUCAAGUGGUUAUCUCUUAUUUAAGGAAUCAUUUUAUUAAAAAAUUACAAAAUCGUUUUUUAGGUAUAUGUCUGUAUGGGGAUGGGAUUUAGAAAUGGAAGCAAAUUUGCAUAUUCUGUGUCUGUAAAACUGAACUUACAAGUUUAUUUCAUAGUGGCAGUUCAUAGGUGCAUGUAUGUGUGUGUGUGUGUGUGUGUGUGUGUGCAUAUAUAUAUAUAUAUGAAGUUCACAGUUGUGAAGUUGGAGUGCUUAUUCAUAGAAGCCUAACAACAAGCUUACCAUUUCAGCCUAUAUUCCAAUAGUUUUUGAAAAAUUCUAAUUUAUUAUACACAAAUGUUUGCAUGUGUCUAUGUAUGUAUGUAAUAGAUUUUAAGAUUUUUCAGAGCCUAUUAUAAUAAAGACGUCUGUAUAUGUACCUAAAUAUGGUAAAUUGUGACAGCUAGGUAAAUUGAUCUUGCAUCUCAAAGGUUAUUGACUGAGGGCAUAAUGCAUGAUAGAUUCCAAAGCAUUCAGUGACAGAGGACUAGUUUCUGCAGGGAAGGACCUUAGUUGACCGAAUCAACCUCAGCUUAUUACUGGUAUUUGUCAAUACUGGUUGACCUUUAUUAAAGUUUGAACCAAGACUGAAGAAAGAGAUGAAACUAAACACAAUAGGGCAUUUAAUCUUGUACUUUACUCUUUCUGCCAACCUAUCUUUUUUUUUUUUAUGAUCACUCUUCAGGAUUGUCUGGGUGCUCUACUCAAUGUCUGCUUGUUGAGAAUCCUCAGAGCUCCAUCUUCAGCCUGGUGCAAAAUGGAAGCAAUAUUACAUCCUGUCUUAAAGGCGGUGGGUUGGUAGAAUCAUUAGCAAGUCAGGCAAAUUGCUUAGCAGCAUUUUGUCCGUCUUUAUGUUCUGAGUUCAAAUUUCACCAAGGUCAACUUGGCCUUUUAUCUUAUCAUGGUCAAUAAAGUACCAGUUGAACACUGGGGUUGAUGCAAUCAAGUUCCCCCUCCCCAAAUUGCUGGCCAUGUGCCAAAAUUUGAAACCAAAUAUUACAUCCUGUCUAAUUAAAAUAUUCUGUCCGUUCGUUGCUCCAAUCCUCACAUUGACCCCCAAAGAGUGGUGCUUUCAGGAUUGUAUCACCACUGACAGAAUGACUGGAUCAUUUGAAAGGUGGAUGUAUUCAACCUAGAUACAAUGUAGUACUGAGUAAAGCUAGUGACUUGAAACUGACUUCUAGGCUCAUUGUUCAGUUCACUGCCAAGUCUAUCAUCCAUGCACAAUGUAUGUUGUUGGAAACAGGUGGGUAGGAGUGAAUGAAUGGAUGAGAAACUGGAUGGAAUCUUAAUCCUUUGUAAUCAAUCUAGAAUUAGUUAAUCAGCUCAAAGUAAGACAAUGUAGGUUAGAGAAUACCUGACACUCUCUCUCUAGUGCUAGUUCCAUCUUGUAUAAAAUGCACCCAGGAUACUCUGUCAAGUAAGUAUUAGGAAUGGCAUCUAGUCAUAGAAAACAUGCAGGUAAUGGAACAGCUGAGCAAGACUUGUUCAUCCUACUGAUCUAAGGUGGCAGUGAAUCAAACUCUCAUUAUUAACGUCUUCUUUACAUUCUGCAUUAAUAAAUUGACCCUUUUUCACUUUGUGAUGAAUUAUUAAGUAAACCCCUAAAACUAAACUGACAUGGUGUUUAAAAAACAAAAAAAUGAUAAUGUAUCUUAAAUACUGAGUGUGUUGUAGGUGGUGUUGGCACCACUAUUUCAGAGGGGAGGUAACAAGGACACAGAUUAAGAGAGUGAAGAGGAUAUGGGUUUUUUUUUUCUUUCUUUCUUUGUUAGUAUUUUAAAACUUUUCUGGAAAUUUUUAAAAGGUAAGCAGCAUUAAUUACCACCACAGUGUUUCUUUAAAGUCAAAAGGAACGGUAAACUGAAAAAGAAUCUAAGAGUCACUACUUCCUUUUUAUCUAGUGAAAUACUCCUAUACUGCACAAAAAUCUCAUAUGCUUAAUUUUUACAUUUCUUGACAUCUAUGAGGAAAGAACCCAGAUACUGAGGAAUGAAAUGAUCUUACAUUGUUUGUUUCCUCUCUUCCAGACCCACCACCCCAUCUCCAUGUCUUUGGGACAAUGGUAUCAUUACACAAUUUCUUCAUUUCACCAUUUUUAAUUUUCCUUUAGCUAAUUCAUUGGAUCUAAUUUUUUAAUAUUUUUACUUUAACUUAUAUACUCUCUUCUUCCAUCUGUUCUGUAGAGUGGGAGGGAGAUUGAUCUUUUGACUUUCCUCUGAAGAAAAUGGCUCUGUUCUAUAUACAUAAGUGCAUGUUUGUAUCUACGUUUGUAUAUUCAUACUUGCCUGUCACAAUCCCAGUCUCCACUCCCUACAUUCUGUGUAAAAACAUUGUAUAAAUCAAACAGAAAAAAAAAACUGACCUUUUUUUUUUUUU
Octopus bimaculoides (California two-spot octopus) is the source of this 8500-nucleotide messenger RNA. RefSeq lists its product as uncharacterized. Gene Ontology annotation, cellular component: SCF ubiquitin ligase complex. Gene Ontology annotation, molecular function: protein binding. Gene Ontology annotation, biological process: SCF-dependent proteasomal ubiquitin-dependent protein catabolic process; protein polyubiquitination. Lineage: Eukaryota; Metazoa; Mollusca; Cephalopoda; Octopoda; Octopodidae. The record is from RefSeq and is a predicted model, not a curated record.